Messenger RNA from Ylistrum balloti, 2013 nucleotides. RefSeq names its product probable serine/threonine-protein kinase roco4. The annotation marks the transcript as partial. Lineage: Eukaryota; Metazoa; Mollusca; Bivalvia; Pectinida; Pectinidae. The record is from RefSeq and is a predicted model, not a curated record. The transcript has 5 exons.
AUGGAAGGUGUGGUACAUUUUGUCCCUCUCAAUUCAGGUCGCAGAGAAUUUAAUCAGUAUCUAGAAAUAUACCAUGGAUUAAAAGAAAAAUAUCGACACAUACGGGUGGUUUUAACCGGCAAAGAAGGUACCGGUAAAACUACCAUAUGUCGCCGUCUUAAGAAUGAAUCUGUCGUCCUCAACUCGAGAGAGCCAACUGUAGGAGCUGUGGUACGUCCACAAUGUUUCUCAGUUGACUUGAAUUCCAGAACAUGGAAGUGUGAAAGUAACCGAUUGCCUGAUGAUGUAGUGAAAGCUCGUUUGGGAGCUGUGAGGAGAAACCAAGACACAAGCGAAAAAAAUGGUUCCAAAAAAGGCAGCACAAGAAAGCAAGUGUCUGUACGAGAAGUAUCUUUUGAACAACAUAAAGAGGCAAGAGCAGUCUUAACGGCUUCACGUCAUGCUGACUCUGAGUUGGCAUUCCUGUCCCUGUGGGAUAUGGGUGGACAAACGCCUUUCCAGGCUUCACACAACGUUUUUAUUUCAUCACACGGCGUGUAUCUACUAGUCUUUAGACUGACAGACUUUCUCAAAGAUAAGCUGGAAACAGUCCGCCUGAAAAAAUGGAUCAGAAUGAUCGGCACGUUUUCCUCAGUUGAACUGAAUGCACCUAAAACGAGAACAUGUGCUCCUCCGAUCAUUUUCGUAGGCACGUUUCUUGAUAAACUGAAGGAAAACAACGCGGACUACGACAAACAGCAACAGAACAUACGGUCAAGUAUCUCCAAAUUUCCCGAGCUCUCAUCUCACCAAUUUGUCAAGUUCUGUGCAGUCGACAACAGCCUCGGAAAUGAAGCCACAGACCUAAAAAUGUUAAGAGAUUUAAUCACAGAAGUCGCUGUUCAUCAGGAUCAGUGGGAAAGACAACUCCCUACCACGUGGUUAAAACUCGAGAUGGAUUUACUUCAAGCAAGAGAAAAAGGAACAAGGAUACUCAAAAUGGAAGAGAUUAUCAAGAUGAACAAAUCAUCUACAGCGCCAUUGUCUGAUGUAAAUGAAAUCAAACAUGCCCUGGAAUAUCUUCACUGCACAAGGUCUGUGAUUUAUUUUCGGGAGUUUGACUACGUCAUCAACGACCCCCAGUGGCUUGCCGAUUUCUUCAGUAUCCUGAUUACCGAUGACCAGUUUCUCCCAAAAGACGACCUUUCAAUGAUCAAGCACCAGGAGCAGUACCAAACAAAGGGCGAGUUGACACAGGAACUGAUUAACGGUCUCUUACGUCUGGAGAAGAAUAAAGCUUUCCUUCCACAUAAAUCCAUUCUUUUGGCGCUGAUGGAAAAAUUUGGGUUGAUAGUGAAAAUGCUGAUCUCAGGACCCGAAACUGAACAUCCACAGUUCAGUGAGACGUUCACCAUUCCAAGUAAACUGGUGGAGCUUCAAGACAUCGACGUAAUAACCAGAGAAAUCACCAGCCUGAAGAGUAGAUCGCUUGGUGUUUCUAAAGCAUUAUGCUUCGUAUUCAACGAUGUUUAUGUUCCUGAUGAGUUGUUUCAUAGAAUCUUUGCCCACAUCCUGAGGACGUACAAGCCGACAUCAUUGUCAACAAGAAGCCUCCAAACAACAACUGAAAUAGACCAGACGGGGUCGAGCAGUGGUAACGUUUGUCUUUAUAGAGGUUUUGGAUGUUUCGAGAUCAACGACCUCUGUAGAAUGAUCCUAUCCAUGCAGCCUGAGAGGUCCACUAUUGUCGUGACUGUAUUCAGUCCAACGGAAACGCAUCUUCCCGCAGAUUGUGGAAAAGACGUCAGGCUCUCAAUCGAAGGGAUUAUUCGUGACGCAUUGGAAAUGAGUGACCAGCAGCACUUUCAACAUACACACAAACUACACUGUAGUUUUUCCCUGAAUCCAUACGACACCCCUGUAGACCUGUACGGCAUCAACCGCUCAGAGAAGGGUGUGCCUUGUAAAGGGGGGGAUUGUCACGGACAACACCUACUGGUUAAAACGGACACAGCGUUUUGGCACAUUACAGAG